Messenger RNA from Aspergillus mulundensis, 1773 nucleotides. RefSeq names its product GMC family oxidoreductase. Lineage: Eukaryota; Fungi; Ascomycota; Eurotiomycetes; Eurotiales; Aspergillaceae. The record is from RefSeq and is a predicted model, not a curated record. Bases 1 to 1773 code for a protein of 590 amino acids. Gene Ontology annotation, molecular function: flavin adenine dinucleotide binding; oxidoreductase activity, acting on CH-OH group of donors. The transcript has 3 exons.
AUGUUGAUUCCCUCUAUUGUUCUUGGAGCGUUGUCUCUGGGAGCUGCGGCAAAGGUUCAGCAUGGCUCGCCCCCGAAGUAUGAUUUCGUCGUCGUCGGCGGAGGGACCAGUGGGUUGGUUGUCGCCAACAGGCUCUCAGAAAUGAACAAUAUCACCGUGGCUGUCAUCGAGGCCGGAGAUUCCGUUCUCAACAAUUUCAAUGUCACUUAUGUCCAAGGUUAUAGCUUGGCGUUUGGCACUGAGAUAGACUGGGCGUACCAGACCGAGAACCAGACAUAUGCCGGAGGACUGCAACAGACUAUUCGAGCCGGAAAAGCUAUCGGAGGUACAAGCACGAUCAAUGGAAUGUCCUACACCCGAGCCGAAGACGUGCAAAUCGAUAACUGGGAAGUUGUCGGAAAUGUGGGUUGGAAUUGGAAGAAUCUCUUCCCAUACUAUAAAAAGUCGGAAGGGUUCGAUGUGCCCACGAAAGACCAAAUUGCGCAUGGGGCCAACUAUGACGCCGAUUACCAUGGGAAGAACGGUCCAUUGAAGGUCGGUUGGCCCACGUCAAUGACCAACAGCAGCGUGUUCCCUGUACUCAACGAGACAUUCGAGCAACUGGGCGUUCAUUACAACCACGAUUCCGAAGGAGGCAAGAUGGUUGGAUUCACGGUGCAUCCCGACACAAUCAACAGAGAAGCGAAUGUUCGCGAGGAUGCUGCCAGGGCGUACUACUGGCCGUACGAAUCCCGCUCGAACCUGAAGAUCAUUUCAAACACGCAAGCGAACAAGAUCAUCUGGGCAAACACCACCCAAGGUGAAGCAAUUGCUAUUGGAGUUGAGGUUACGGGUCCCCGUGGUGUGGAGAAGAUAUAUGCUUCCAAGGAGGUCAUCUUGUCGGCCGGAGCACUGAGGUCGCCAGCACUCCUUGAAUUGUCCGGCGUUGGGAACCCGGAUAUCCUCCAUCAGCAUGGUGUGCCUGUGAAGAUCAACCUCCCGACCGUGGGCGAGAACUUGCAGGAUCAAACGAACAAUGCUCUCACCUGGGAAAGUAAUGAUCACUUGACUGGUCUCGCAACAUUCUCCGCUUUGCCCUCGGUCAACCAGAUUUAUGGCGACAACGUCUCCGCCCUGGCAUCGUACGUUGAGACCAACCUCGCGGGCUACGCAAAGAACUUGUCAAGAGCCUCCAACGGCGUGGUGAAGGAAUCCGAUCUUCUGGAAGCUUUUAAGCUCCAGUACGAUCUCAUUUUCAAGUCACAGGUUCCAUAUGCGGAGAUUGUCUUUGCUCCUAGCGGGAACUCGUUUGCCAGUGAGUAUUGGCCGCUUCUUCCUUUCUCGAGGGGCAGUGUCCAUAUUCAAUCGGCGAACGCCUCUCAGCCCCCGGCUAUCAACCCGAACUACUUCAUGUUUGAACAAGAUGCCACCGCACAGGUCGAAGUGGCCCAAUUUAUCCGCAAGGCUUUCGGAACCGCGCCACUUAGUAAUAUCGUGGGAGAUGAAGUUUCUCCAAGUUUAGAUGCUCUCCCUGCGAACUCGUCAAGCUCGACUUGGAUGAACUGGGUUCAUGAGAAUUAUCGACCCAACUAUCACCCCGUCGGAACUGCUGGAAUGCUUCCGCGAGAGAAGGGUGGGGUGGUCAGUCCUGAGCUUAAAGUGUACGGCACCAAAAACGUCCGAGUGGUUGAUGCUUCGGUCCUGCCUUUCCAGCUUUGCGGGCACUUGACGAGCACUUUGUAUGCUGUGGCUGAAAAGGCUUCAGUUUUGAUCAAGCAGAGCCACACUGCAUAG